CCCGGCCCCGGCCCCGGCCCCGGCCUCGGCCUCCGCCGCCUCCCGCCAUGCUGCGGCCGCCUGGCGAUGCCUGUGCCCCUUGGCUCUGCUGAUCUGGUGGCGUCUGCGGCUCCUGCUGGCCCCCAUGGGCUCGCCAGUGUCCUUUGUGCUCUCCAGGAUGGCAGCCUGCGGGGGCAGCAGCAAGAACAAGGUGACAGUGCCCAAACGGGUGUGGGACUUCCUGACCAAGGAGUGCCCUGCCAGGCUGGCACGGCUGAAGGAGGAGACCCAGGUCAGCAUCCUGGUGGACGGAGAGACCUCAGACAUCUACGUCCUGCAGCUCUUCAGUGCCCACCCGGUGCCCCCCGGCGGGCUCUGCCCUGCCCGCAAAGCCCUCAAAGCCCUCCUGAAGGAGACCGAGAAGGAGCUGAAGAAGAAGCAGCCCUCAGGUGCCCAGCGCCAGGCAGGAGACCUCCUGAGCUGCCUGCUGGAGCCUGGCACGGGAGGGGCAGCGCCAGGCGGGCAGGGCAGAGGGGGAGCAGCGGCUGGCACGGCUGGCAGCGCUGGGGGCUCGUGGGACGAGGAGCCUGAGAGGCAGUGCCCGAUCUGCCUGGGCGAGAUCCAGAAGGCGAAGACGCUGGAGAAGUGCCAGCACUCCUUCUGCGAGGCCUGCAUCACGCGGGCACUGCAGGUCAAGCGGGCAUGCCCCAUGUGCGGGCGCUUCUACGGGCAGCUGGUGGGCAACCAGCCCCCCAACGGCCGCAUGCUGGUCAGCAGGGAUGCCAGCCUGCUGCUGCCAGGCUACGAGAAGUUUGGCACCAUCAUCAUCCAGUACGUCUUCCCGCCCGGCGUGCAAGGGGUGGAGCAUCCCAACCCGGGGGUGCGGUACCCUGGCACCACGCGGGUGGCAUACCUGCCCGACUGCCCCGAGGGCAACAAGGUGCUGGGGCUGUUCCGCAAGGCCUUCGAGCAGCGCCUGACCUUCACGGUGGGCACCUCCAUGACCACAGGCCGUGCCAACGUCAUCACCUGGAACGACAUCCACCACAAGACCAACUGCACCGGCGGGCCCCAGCUGUUUGGGUACCCAGACCCCACCUACCUGGCGCGGGUGCAGGAGGAGCUGCGUGCCAAGGGCAUCACCGAGGACUGAGCAUCCCCCCUGGGCACAGGGUGGGCACCAGGACCCUUCCUGCCCACUCCGUGCCAGGGGCACAAGGAGAGUGCCAGGGCCUGCCAAGGGACAGCUCUGUACAGACCCUCCCUGUGCCCCCCAGCAGGACAGACAGAAGGGGGGGGGGGGAGGAACCUGUGCCCUCUGUGCCCCCUCCCAGCCCUGGCACAGGUUCAGUGCCCCCUGUGCGCCCCCCCCCACCCCUCAGGCCUGGCACAGAGUUGAUGCCCUCUCUGUGCCCCCCCCUCCCCGGACUUGUUAGGGGGUUGGUGCCCUCUGUGCCCUCCCUCCUCCCCUCUCCCCAAAGCCCCAGGAUGGGGGCAGUGCCCUCUGUGCCAUUUCCCAGCCCUGGCACAGGGUUGAUGCCCUCUGUGUGUCCUCCUAGACUUGGUAGGGGGUUGGUGCAGCCUCCUCCCCCUUAGCCUCCCUGCUGGGGCUGUGCCCUCUGUGCCCACCCCCAGCCCUGGCACGGGGUCGGUGCCAACUGAGGGUGGGCACAGGGCUUAACUUAUUAUUUUUUGUACCCUCCCUCUGCAAGUUGGAACCAAUAAAAUUAUGCAAGGAGGGCACUGGCA
Molecule: messenger RNA, 1728 nt
Organism: Pogoniulus pusillus (Red-fronted tinkerbird)
Lineage: Eukaryota; Metazoa; Chordata; Aves; Piciformes; Lybiidae
Gene: DTX3
Product: deltex E3 ubiquitin ligase 3
Exons: 6
Coding region: 125-1132 (335 amino acids)
Biological process (GO): protein ubiquitination; Notch signaling pathway
Cellular component (GO): nucleoplasm
Molecular function (GO): ubiquitin protein ligase activity
Source: RefSeq, a predicted model, not a curated record